Molecule: messenger RNA, 493 nt
Organism: Trichobilharzia regenti
Lineage: Eukaryota; Metazoa; Platyhelminthes; Trematoda; Strigeidida; Schistosomatidae
Source: the annotation of a GenBank genome assembly
CUUAAUUACACUUGAGUUUAUGUAUAAAAUAGAAAGCACCUCACACAAUUUUCAGAACGGACUUAUCCUGAUACAGUAUGAAAGCAGUUUGCUGGUUUAGUAUCUUACUUCUCUUCUACUUGGCCAGUUCUUUCAAAUGCAAACAUGAAGGAAAAGAUGAAGAGAAGUAUUACAUGGAUGAAUAUAAACAAAUAUCUACUUACAAGAGUUCUGGUUCGAAGCCAUCUCACAUGAAAACAUUCAAAUCUCACACAUGGAGUUCCAAUUUAGACGGAAAUAAAAAUGCAACGAAAUCAUCAUAGUGGUUCAUUUGCAACAUUGUCCGAAGAGGAGAUAAGCGAGUCUGCAACUCCCUAAAGUUUUAAAAAUUAACUUCAAUGACAGUGUUUUUUUCUAAUUUAUUUUCUUAGUUCUGUAGAAUUUUUCUUUAAAUAACUUUUCCAUGUUUGUUUAAAUUAAAUAUAUCAUAAAUAUUUUUGCUUUUUUUUAAAAU